This is a messenger RNA of Halichondria panicea, 1551 nucleotides long. RefSeq names its product L-gulonolactone oxidase-like. The record is from RefSeq and is a predicted model, not a curated record. Gene Ontology annotation, cellular component: membrane. The transcript has 7 exons. Bases 44 to 1426 code for a protein of 460 amino acids. Lineage: Eukaryota; Metazoa; Porifera; Demospongiae; Suberitida; Halichondriidae. Gene Ontology annotation, molecular function: D-arabinono-1,4-lactone oxidase activity; FAD binding.
CCUAAGUUUUUGUUGAUAGAGCUACAGUAGCAGCAGAUCUACAAUGGCUGCCCUUUGGAUGCUCAGUGUGAGUCUAUUGCUAGGUGCCUGGGUCAUUGACUCCUUCAUCUCUCCCAGCCAACCUCCACUGCUCAAUUUUGGUCACCUGGUGUUCUUUGACCCCAGCAAGGUGCACACGCCUUCCACUAAAGAAGAGAUACUGUCUAUUGUGUACGAUGCUCUAGAAAAUGGCCAUCAUAUCCGUGUUUUAGGCUCAGGUCAUUCCCGUUUGGCCAUUGCUCUGUCGGAGGAUGUCAUGGUUUCUUUGCACAAGUACAGGGGAAUCUUCAAGUUUGAUAAGGCAGCUAGCCAGGUGACUGUCAAAGGAGGCACCACCAUUGGUGAGGUAGUGCGGUACCUUGAUGAAAGAGGUCUGGCCUUACCUUCGCUGCCGGCCAUCACUGAUCAAACCAUCACUGGAGCUAUCAGCACUGCUACUCAUGGUACAGGGGUUGAGUUUGGGAACCUUGCUACCAUGGUAACAGGACUAGAGCUGGUCACUGGAGAGGGGGAAACCCUCUCGUUGAGCGAGGCUAAUCACCCAAUCAUCUUCAAAGCAGCUUUGGUGAGUAUGGGUCUGCUGGGGGUCAUCACCAAGGUGACCUUGCAGUGUGUGCCAGCCUUCCGUCUGCAGGAAAGUCUAGAGCCAUUGUCAUUGGACGAUUGCAUACGACAACUGCCGACCCUAGCAACCAGUGGCCAUCAUGUCAAGCUGUGGACUGAGUUGUAUAGUGGUACUUGUGCAGUGAUACGGAUGAAUAGAACUGAACAAGAAGUGACUGGGAAUGGAGUAAUGAGGAUUCUGGAUAUAAAGUGGAGACUCAUGGAACCAUUCCUCUUCUUGUCGUCGUGGUUUCAAAGCCAGCUACCAUCCAUAAUGAGAUUCAUAGCCAGCUACAUAAACAUUUUUCCAGCGUACUCGUUAGUGGACAAGAGCUACAAUGUGUUUGUUCCCACUCCUUAUUUCCCUAGCAACCUGCAGACCGAGAUUGCCGUCGACAGAAGUAAGUGUACCGAUGCAUUUCAACUGUUACGGAACAUGGUGCUGGACAACAGGAUACCAGUCAACCUCAUCACUGAGGUCAGGUUUGUGAGGAGUGAUGACAUUUGGUUGAGCCCUAGCUACCAGCGAGACGGUUGCUAUCUCACUCUAAUGCUGUACAACCCUUCGGACAAAACUGUUUCGUCAUACUUUAGUGCCUUUUACCAGGAACUUGUUAGGAUGAAUUUCACCCCUCGCGUUCAUUUUGGUAAGUACUUUGACCUUGAGCCACAUCAGCUGUAUGAUGCAUAUCCACGGUUACCUGAGUUUUUGAAGAUACGGCAAGAACUUGACCCAAGUGGUCUGUUUUUAAACCAACUCAUGAGAACAACAUUUGGACUGUAACAGAUAACGAAUGUAUUUGGCUGGAACAGUUUUUAUUUUUUUGAGAGCACUAUUGCACUUAUACGUAUAGGUUUUGUUGAUCAAUGAGUUCCAGUUCAGUAUACAGUAAUAAUUAAUUGUUAUGG